AAAGCUCCGCCCUGCUCUCUCUUCCGGAUAAGCCACCCAUGAUAUCAGCACAUUUUAUUUAUAGUGGAAUAUACAUUUUAUCUGUUGUCUGUGUUGUGUGGCGUUUUAUACCAUAACACUUUGUUUGUCUAGCGGCGGUCUGUUUCAUACAGCUCGAUAAGACCCAUUGAACAAACUGAGCAACAUCCAGUCAUGGAGGAGGAGACAGCGGAGACACCAGAGGAGCAGCUGGCAAAGCAGCACCGCAAGGAAAAGAAAGACCUGCAAGCUAAAAUCCAGAGCAUGAAAAAUGCAGUCCCAAAAAAUGACAAGAAAAAGAGAAAACAGCUGACAGAGGAGAUUGCCAAACUAGAGGCUGACCUCAGCCAGAAACACGAGGAGGAAUUAAGGCAACUCAAAUCUACCGCUGACACAGAGGUGAAAGAGAUGAUAAAUGGAGUUGGGACCAUGAAGACAGAGGACAGGGAACAAGAAGAUGUGAAACAGCCACGUGUAACCAAGGCCCAGAAGAGAAGGGACAAGAAGGCUGCCCAGGAGAAGGAGCGGGAGAGCAGGAUAGCAGAGGCUGAGGUGCAAAACCUGCAGGGUGUGAGGCACCAGGAGGGUUUGAUGCUGGCUCAGAAACUCGCCCAGCAACAGCUUCAGAUUAAAGAGAUCUCUUCCGAUGGCCACUGCAUGUACCGUGCCAUCGAAGAUCAGCUGGCACAGCGAUCGAAGCCUGGGUUGAUCAUGAGUGUGAAAGAACUGCGCUCCCGCACUGCUGAGCACAUGAGAAGCCAUGCUGAUGACUUCCUGCCUUUCCUCACCAACCCCAACACUGGUGACAUGUACACAACAGAUGAGUUUGACAAAUACUGCAGUGAUGUGGAGCACACAGCAGCUUGGGGUGGACAACUAGAAUUGCGAGCUUUGACCCAAGUUCUUCACAUGCCAAUAGAAGUGAUCCAGGCUGACUCCUCAACUAUAAAAAUUGGGGAGGAAUUUGACGGUGAAUCCAUCACCCUCGUCUAUAUGCGUCAUGCCUAUGGACUAGGAGAGCAUUAUAAUUCUGUGGAGCGGCUAAAGGACCCAGUCAACACAGAGGACAGCUGAGAGACCGCUCAGUCUUGGUGUGACUUAAACGAGUCUGUGUAAUGCUGAGAGUGUUCGAGCCUCUCACACCAAGGGCCCCUAAAUACAAACGUAUUUUAGAGGGAGGACCUCACCCCCCACUGAAGAUACUGUUAAGCUGAGGUUAACGGAGAAUGUUGCUGAUUUCAAAAUGGGAUAAACACACAAUGGCAAUUUUCUGUUAAGAAGUCAAAAGAUAUCAUUGGGGAGAGUGAAAUCUAAUAUAAUCCAUCACUUCUGAAAAAUUACCAUGUAAAUGAAAUUAAUGAUAUUACACUGGACAUCCUCGGGCUAUCUCAGGGACCCCCGGGGUUUCCUUCAGCCCAUUUUAGGAAGUAGUGGCAAAAUACUGUGUAUCUAAAUUCACUUGGGCAGGAGAGGAUGUAAGAGCUGUUGAUUAUGCAUGUCACUCAACCAAAUGUCAACAGAGUCACCGAGAGGUUGUAGAACUUUUGCAGUGUUCUUGGAAUGAACUGAAUUGUUGAACUUGUAAAACAUUACGUGUUACAUAAACAUAUACAAUACUAAAAAGG
Messenger RNA from Micropterus salmoides (largemouth bass), 1643 nucleotides. RefSeq names its product OTU deubiquitinase 6B (gene otud6b). Gene Ontology annotation, molecular function: cysteine-type deubiquitinase activity. The record is from RefSeq and is a predicted model, not a curated record. Lineage: Eukaryota; Metazoa; Chordata; Actinopteri; Centrarchiformes; Centrarchidae. Bases 193 to 1092 code for a protein of 299 amino acids. Gene Ontology annotation, biological process: protein deubiquitination. The transcript has 8 exons.